AUGAAGGCAGCAUCCACGACUUCAAUGGUCUGGUCCAUCGUCUUUUACGGCGCGGGUUACUUAGCCUCCGCGGCUGGGAUUAUCAUGUUGAACAAAUACAUUUUAUCGGUCACGCCGUUCCAUUUUCCAAUCGUCCUCUCGUCCUUAGGAGUCGCGUUUGGAUGGGUGAUGACGGCGUUGCUGUAUAAAUUUAACGUCAUCGAGUUAGGAAAAGAUAAGUUUGAGAUGGGUUUGAAAGAAUACGUGAUGGUGGUGUCACCGAUUGGGUUUUUCCAAGCGACGACGUUAGCGGCUGGGAAUACCGCGUACUUUUAUCUCUCGCUGAGUUUUUUGCAGAUGUGUAAAGCGAUGGGACCGGUGGUGUUGUUCGCGUUAUUAACUGGUAUGGGAUUGGAUAGGUUCAACACUCGGGUAUUCUUAUCGAUUUUGGUCAUCGUCGUUGGGACGUUAAUGGCUGCCUGGGGAGAUGUUUCUUUCACCGCGGUUGGUUUUACGUGCAUUCUCGUCGCCGAGUUGAGCGAAGCCGCGAAGAGCGCGUGGAUGCAGUUUUUGUUGGCCAAUAAAUCUUUUUCCAUGUGGGAAGGUUUAUAUUUCAUCUCCCCGGCGUCUUUGUUCUUCUUAUUCGUGGCGAGCGCGGCUUUGGAGUUUCAAGAUAUGGUAGAUAAAGACGCGUGGGGAAUGGUGAAAGGUCAACCGCACCUCUUCGCUUUGGCCGGCUGUCUCGGUUUCUUCACCAACCUGUGUUCCUUGGGGGUCAUCAAAGCCGCCGGGUCGUUGACUUUGAAAGUUCUCUCCAUGUCUCGAUCUGUGCUGUUGAUUUUAUACGGCAUGGCGGUGUAUCACGACGUCGUCACGGUCGUCGAAGCGAUCGGGUACGGGAUCGUCUUAGUCGGCUUCUUUUGGUACAACUUUGCGAAAAUCGCGCAAAAAGAGCAAGAAGCGAAAGAGAGGGAGGCGUUGGAGAAGGAACCGUUGUUAUCGGGGUCCUCCUCGGAGAAGUCUGCCGCGUAA
Messenger RNA from Bathycoccus prasinos, 1011 nucleotides. Its product is annotated as DUF250 domain membrane protein. Gene Ontology annotation, cellular component: trans-Golgi network; endosome; Golgi apparatus. Lineage: Eukaryota; Viridiplantae; Chlorophyta; Mamiellophyceae; Mamiellales; Bathycoccaceae. The transcript has a single exon. Gene Ontology annotation, molecular function: antiporter activity. The record is from RefSeq and is a predicted model, not a curated record. Bases 1 to 1011 code for a protein of 336 amino acids.